GUAGAAACAGUUCCCCUCCUUUCUGGUCGCAGGAAUAAUAGUAAUGUCAGUAUUUAAAAUAAUAAAAACAGAAGCGCACUUUGGUUUUUUGGCUCCAUUUGGUAAACACAGGCGCUCUUCUCCACCCCCGUGUGUGACGCACUCCGCCGCAAACACCUCACUUCCUCCGUCAGAUUUCCGGAAACAUCCGAACAUGGCUUGCGCCGACUCAGAAGUGGACUUGGAGAAGAUUCCUCUGGUUGCGCUGAACAUGACUGUGAGGAAAAAGUUGGGACUUUAUCUGAACCCCAAACACACGGUGGCCGCAGACUGGAUGGCGCUUGCAGAGGCCAUGGGCUUCACUUACCUGGAGAUAAAGAACUACGAAGUGUCGAAAAAUCCAACCGGCACGGUUCUGGAGGACUGGCAGGCUCGGUCCACCGAGGCGUCAGUGGGGAAGUUGUUGUCAGUCCUCUCGGAGCUGGACAGAAAAGACAUCGUGGAAGAUCUGCGUCAUUUAAUAAAUGAAGAUGUCAGGAAGUACUGUGACAAUCUGAAGAAGAAAGCUGAACCCCCACUCCAGGUUCCUGAAGUUGACAGCUGUGUCCCUCGCACCCCAGAGAGGUCUGGGAUCACUGUAGAUGAUGACCCAGAAGGUGUUCCUGAGAUGUUCGACGCCUUCAUCUGCUACUGCCAGAGCGACUUUGCGUUUGUCCACGAAAUGAUCCGGGAGCUGGAGCAGACGGAUUACAAGCUGAAACUGUGUGUAUUCGACAGAGAUGUCCUCCCGGGCUCCUGCGUGUGGACCAUCACCAGUGAACUCAUUGAGAAGAGGUGUAAACGGAUGGUGGUGGUGAUUUCUGAUGAGUACCUCGACAGCGACGACUGCGACUUUCAGACCAAGUUUGCUCUCAGCCUUUGCCCUGGAGCUCGAAGUAAACGCCUGAUUCCGGUCAUCUACAAGCGAAUGACAAAACCCUUCCCCAGCAUUUUACGCUUCCUCACCAUUUGUGACUAUACCCGGCCUUGCACGCAGGCCUGGUUCUGGACGCGGCUGGCCAAAGCUCUCUCACUGCCGUAACUGUGGAGCAGACGGUUAAUCAUAUUUCAAAGUGCCUUUUAUUAUUCCAUUGAAUAGAUUAUGUUGGACAGUGGCCAAAUAUUCAGUCAUGUGGUAUUGCUUGCGAUUGAUGUGUAACUGGCAUUUGAGCAAUCCCGUGAUUCUACUGUAUGUAUAUAUUUUAUGGCUUCAAAUUGCACUUCCUUUGAACGUCACAUAGAUUCCUGUACACUAUCAUUAUGAAAGUGAAGCUGCACAGUAGUAUCCAACAUCAGCAAAGUUCUCAGUGCACAAAGUCAUUAUUAUGUUGUAAGAUUUCCACCGUGACAAAGGUUUUGAGUGCCGCUAUUUUGUAUUUAUGUGUUUCAUUAGGAGGAGGGUCAAGACAGUGUGUUCUAAGUUCUUUUGCCGCUUCCUCUUAUGAGCAAACUUCUUCAUGAAAAUGAAGCUUUAAGAGGAAGAGCUCGUGUGGCUGAGAUACUUUCACAUGUUCAGUUCCACUGACAGCUGACACCUGCUUUUCUCUGCACCAAUUGUUACUGUGGGAUCUGUACUUUAAAUUUUGUAUUCUUGAAAUGGUCUUUUAAAAUAAUGUAUUUUUUAAAUAAAUGAAUAAAGUAAAUGCGGUUCAUUA
This is a messenger RNA of Archocentrus centrarchus (flier cichlid), 1673 nucleotides long. It is a transcript of the gene myd88, whose product is annotated as MYD88 innate immune signal transduction adaptor. The coding region runs from base 44 to 1060 and encodes 338 amino acids. Gene Ontology annotation, biological process: defense response to Gram-positive bacterium; toll-like receptor 4 signaling pathway; Toll signaling pathway. Gene Ontology annotation, molecular function: Toll-like receptor binding; TIR domain binding. Gene Ontology annotation, cellular component: plasma membrane. The record is from RefSeq and is a predicted model, not a curated record. The transcript has 6 exons. Lineage: Eukaryota; Metazoa; Chordata; Actinopteri; Cichliformes; Cichlidae.